This is a messenger RNA of Coregonus clupeaformis (lake whitefish), 6468 nucleotides long. Its product is annotated as sodium/potassium/calcium exchanger 2. Gene Ontology annotation, cellular component: membrane. Bases 487 to 2394 code for a protein of 635 amino acids. Gene Ontology annotation, biological process: long-term synaptic potentiation; intracellular calcium ion homeostasis; calcium ion transmembrane transport. Lineage: Eukaryota; Metazoa; Chordata; Actinopteri; Salmoniformes; Salmonidae. The transcript is spliced from 11 exons. The record is from RefSeq and is a predicted model, not a curated record. Gene Ontology annotation, molecular function: calcium channel activity; calcium, potassium:sodium antiporter activity.
ACCAGGGAAAUGGUUUGUCCGUCUGAUAUUGUUGGCUAUAACCUCCCUAUUCACGUGGUUAGACCGAUCCUACCUUGGGUUCCAGUCUCUUCUCUUACAUUAGCAAGGUAUUUUCGACUAUAAGGAUUUCUCUGUGAGAUGGGAGGGAUGAUGCUAAGGUGAGCGCAGCUUGCGACUAGUUUGUCGGAGCUCCUCCUCAAUCGUCGGAUAGGAUAGUAACAUCACAUUUGCUCAAUGAGAGCAAGAGGACACGAGAGAGGAUACUGAAUUUCGACCUGGUGCGCUAACGUGCCGUUCUAUUUACCUCUAUAUAAGAGGCUAAUAUGAAGACAUCGUUUGGCAAGCCAGACCCUGGACUUCUGGAAUCCUCUCAUGUUGUUUGAAGCCUAAGGCAGGACCAUGCAUUGUGUCUGUUGAAAAACAGUCCACCCUCUUUCUACCCAACCAUUGAGAGUGAAGACACACGCACACACACACACCACAGUGAUGAGUUUGGACCAGACCUGCUUGGAUAUGGUGGUGCAAAGGCCCUUUCUGGGUGCAACAUGUAAUAGGCACCGCCACCAGAACCUGUGCAGAAAGAUGAGGCCCAUACGAAUCCUGGGUUUUGUAUUCAGCCUGGUAGCCAUAAGCGCUAUCUCCUUUUCCUUCAGUGCCUUGACCUUGAGCUCAGGGACCUACUCAGAGCCGCUCAUGCCUCAGGAGGCCAUCCUUCAGUCUGGCCCGACUCCACACAGGACUCUACUUUCCACCCAGCACCAAAGGGACCCCAAUGUCUCAGCCGACAUUCCCGUGGCCAUGAGGUCUUCGGCAGACGGCAACGAGAGCCAGGGGGACUACCCCACGGACCUGUUCACCCUGGAGGAGAGGCGCCAGGGCGCUGUGGUGCUCCACAUGUUUGGGAUGCUGUACAUGUUCAUCUCUUUAGCCAUUGUGUGUGAUGAGUUUUUCGUGCCCGCUCUGACAGUCAUCACAGAGAAGCUGGCCAUCUCUGAUGAUGUGGCGGGGGCCACCUUCAUGGCGGCAGGUGGGUCGGCGCCGGAGCUCUUCACUUCAGUCAUCGGUAUAUUCAUCUCCCACAGCAAUGUGGGCAUCGGGACUAUUGUGGGCUCAGCUGUGUUCAACAUUCUCUUUGUCAUUGGAAUGUGCGCCAUCUUCUCCAGGGAGAUCCUCAAUCUGACCUGGUGGCCCCUCUUCCGUGACGUUUCCUUCUACAUCAUGGACCUGAUCAUGCUCAUCUGUUUCUUCCUGGAUAACUACAUCUCCUACUGGGAAAGUAUUGUGCUACUCUCAGCCUAUGCCACCUAUGUGAUCUUUAUGAAGUUCAACAGCAACGUGGAGGGCUUCGUGAAAGGCUGCAUGAACAAGAAUCAAGUGGUGGAGGUGGAAGUGCAGCCCAAGGCUGUGAGUCCCGGGGCACCAGAGGAUGAGAGCAAGCUGUCGGCUAGGCCCCGGCUUCAGAGAGGUGGCAGCUCAGCCUCCCUGCACAACAGCCUGAUGAGAAACAGUAUCUUCCAGCUCAUGAUCCACACACUGGACCCUCUCAGUGAAGAAUUAGCUGAUUCUGGAAAAUUCAGAGAAAAGGCAUCCAUCCUUCAAAAGAUUGCCAAAAAGAAAUGCCAAGUAGAGGACAGUGAGAAGGCCAAUGGAGUAACCAGCCGGUCAGAUAAGAAUCUUCCAAACAGCUCAAAUGUCGAGGUGGAAGUCACACCACCAAUGAAUGGCACUGCAGGACAAGAAGGGGAAGCUGCGGCUGAGGAUGAGGAGGAUGAGGACCAGCCUCUGAGCCUGUCCUGGCCAGAUACCAUGCGCAAGCGUUUCACCUACCUCUUAAUCAUGCCCAUCAUCUUCCCUCUGUGGCUGACACUGCCUGAUGUCAGGAAACCAACUGCAAAGAAGUUCUUUCCCAUCUCAUUUCUGGGUUCUAUCUGUUGGAUUGCUGGAUUCUCCUACUUAAUGGUGUGGUGGGCUCACCAGGUUGGAGAGACCAUUGGGAUUACAGAAGAGAUUAUGGGCUUGACUAUAUUAGCAGCUGGUACCUCCAUCCCUGACCUAAUCACCAGCGUCAUUGUUGCACGGAAGGGGCUGGGGGACAUGGCUGUGUCUAGCUCUGUGGGCUCCAACAUCUUUGACAUCACUGUUGGCCUGCCGUUCCCAUGGCUCCUCUGGUCCAUCAUCAACAACAUGCAGCCUGUGGCGGUGAGCUCUAACGGGCUGUUCUGUGCCAUUGUGCUGCUCUUCCUCAUGCUCAUCUUCGUCAUCAUCUCGAUUGCUGCCUGCAAGUGGCGGAUGAGCAAGCUGCUGGGCUUCAUCAUGUUCGUGCUCUACUUAGUUUUCCUGGUGGUCAGCGUUAUGCUGGAAGACAAGAUCAUCGCCUGCCCUAUAUCCAUCUGAGACCUCCUCUCCCUCCACUCCUGCCACAAAAUGUUCACUCCUUCUACAAAAUACAAGAAGCAUGGGGAUGGGAUGGAGGAAAUGCACUCAAAAAAACUUUCGGAAUGAGGGCGCAUGAUAUGGCUCGGCUGAUUCACUGGACGGCUAGACCUUAGCGGAAGUAGAUAAUAAUCAUAAUAAUCAUAAUGAUAAUAAUAAUAGUAAUAAUACAAAAUAUGAUUAUACUUUUUUGGGGGGGGUUGUAGAUGGCUGGGGGAUGUAGUUUUUUGGGGAUGUGGAGUGUAUUAGCCAGGUAGAGGAGCAACUAUGCCAUCUUAUGCAUGUCACUUGUUUUACUAGAUAAGUGGACUACUCAGUAGAUUGAGGAGGCUGACCUCCUGUGGACUUUGAGGUCAGGAAGUACACAAGAGACUUCUGGCAAAGCUGCGGUGGCUGAGCCUGGCACAAAACACCAGAGGUGCAACAAUAUUGUUCUCUGCUUCAGGACUGAUUGUGAGAAACCUUUUCGAAUAAGACUUUGGAUGACACUCUUUAACUGGCUUCACUCGACUUGUCACUCCAGUGUUUGUUGUAUAGUGAGUUUGAUGAUGAUGAAGAAGGGAUGUUGUUGAUGCUCCACACAAUGCAUGGAUUCACAUAAGACAAAAAUAUGUUUUUGAGCCAUGAAUAUCUCCUCUCUUGUGUACUUGGUGACCGAGCAUCAAAAUACGAAGCAGUCCAAGCAGUUUUGUAUGCAGAGCUGGUUUUUGCUAAUUUAUCUUUUGCUCUGUCCAAAAGACUGAAGUUCAAACAUUCCCUCUCCCCUUCCGGAUGUCAUUGCUCACCAUGUCUCUUCAGAAGAUUAAUGUAUUAUUUUUGGAUUGACACACUAGCUCUAUUUACUAAAAUAGUAGUAGCCCAGUUGUGCUGUAGCAGUAACAUGUACUCUAGGUGUUGGAUCUUGCCUCUUCCUGGGUCUUGAUAGGCCUACUUAUGAUCUUAUCCACUUCUCCACCCACCAUUGGACAUAAGAGUUCAUAUUGUACAGAGCUUGCCAUGCUUCACACACCAAUUGGUAAGGUAAACUCUACUAGAAAUGUUUAACUUGGAACCCAAUUCAAUCAAUUGCAAACAAAUGAAAAAACGCACCAUGAUUGACUCAAUGUUUAAGCUGCAAUGUAACGAUAGAUGUGGUUACACAUCAAUAUCCAAAGUCUACAGACACGAUUCAGAAUUGAGAUAAGCGAACAAAAUGGAUACUUUUGUAUGAAUCAUUUUUUCAGAUCUUAAGUUGGAAUAACGCCAACUGUCUGCAAGAGUGAGAGAUUGGGGUUCUGUCCAUUUUCAAACAGUUAACAACUCUGACACACAGUGUAAACAUUCUGAGUGAAACCACAGGGUAUUUUUCUUUUAUCUGCACUUGAAUGAAUUGGCCUUAACUGCAGCCUCUCAAAAUAUAUACUAGCUUACAAUAUUCUUCACUCUGAAUAAGCAAAGCAUGUGUAGACUCAAAUAGGACACUCAUAACCAAUAUGUCAAUGUCAAAAUACAGUAGUAGAUAAGAUAACUGGCACUCGAUGUUUGAAAUAGUCAUACAAUGGUCUACUUAGAUUAGUGAAUGUUUAGCACACUCUUGAAAUUAAGACUUGAAUAUUCAGGCUCCUAGAGAAGUUUAUAGGAGCAGUAAAAUGCAUGAUAAAAAAAUAUCAGGCUGAAUUUUCUUGUUAUACCUGUCAGAAUUAUCGCUCCCCAAAAAAUAAUGAAUUCUCAAAUAUUUAACAUUUCGAUAUUUCUUUGACGCAAGAGUGUUAGGUUUCUAUGUACAAAAUUACAACAACUAUGUAUGGUUAAUGUCUAUCAACCUUGUGCAAUUUAUUUUCAAUUGAAGGGUGCUUUUGUCUGCAUGUGGGAAGUCUGUAUACUCUGCCAUCAUAAAAAUUACCAUUUGUUUAACAAAAAGGUAUACAGUAAUAACAGGUUAUAUUACCUGUAUUUUGCAGCAAACUGAAACAUAUUAUUGAAUUAUUAUUAUUAUUAUUAUAGAAUUAUAGAAUUAUCUAUAUAGUUAGCAAAUCUCAUGCAGUCAUUUCACAGUCACCCAUAAACUACAUGGAACAUGGACAUCACAAAACUAACAGCAAUAUACUGUAUACUGUAUGUGUCAGGGUUGGGGUCAAUUCUGAUUCAUAUUUUUUUUUAAAGGAGAGUGGAAUUCCACUCUCCAUAAGUAUUUCCUCAAUUUUUAUUUAGAUAGGGAAUAAUUACAUGGGGAACACAGGCAAGGAGGAGGGAAGUCAGCAAGGUUAAGGGGAGGAUUAAAUCCACAACCGUCAGGGUUGUACACGUGUGCUUUCUGCUAGGAGUGUUACCAUUGGACCACGCAGUCCAAUUCAAUUCCCAAAUUAUAUUGGCCACACCCCACAGGAAGCAGAAUUGGAAUUGAAUAUGAAAUAAAUGAAGUGGAAUUUAAUUUAAUAAAAUUAUAUGAAAUUCAAAUGGAAAUCAGAAAUUCAGAAUCGGCCCAAACCCUGGUAUGUGUCAUUGAGAAUUGCAUUUCCAUGCAUUGACUGCUGUACUUGUCUGUCGUGACCUCUAUACCUACACACUUAGAAAUGAAUUAUCCUGAAAUCCUCCUAAAUGUCUACACAUGGCUCACUUUUAGAGAUCUAAACUGGCCAGACACACCUGCAUUACCUCAGUUCUCUCUCAGUAUAUUAGCAAGAAUUUACUGUAAAAUAUGAAUAACUAAAUAAUGUAAAGAAUGUAUGAGGAAAAAUGCAUGUGAAGAAUUUGGGCUGGUUACCCAUGGGCGGCGCACAUGAAAUGGAAUGAUGUACUGUAUGCAUAACGCAAAAAUUAUAAAAUACAUAGAAAAUACAUGUAAAUAGAAAAUACAUGCCUUUAUAAGAUUCCUCACUUGAACCAAUCUAGAACAAAACUCCUUGGUCCAGGUUUGUAUUGUGUUAAAAAAAUAUAUUUCAUGUUUCAGUUGUAGGAAAACUUUUAUCUUUCAGAAUAUUAAUAUAGUAAGCUUGUUCUCAUAUUAUCAUCGUUUUUUUUUUUUUUUACAAUCAAAUAUGAAGUCACCCUCAUACACUUCAAUGAUUCACUAUUAUCAUGAUUGAUUGGUUGGAUACUUCCCCUGUGUGUACACCAUGUUUAUACAUUGUUUUGCUGGUAUAAAAAAUUAGGGCUUUAGAUACCACAUUGCCUCCUGAUAUGUAUUUGUCUAUUACCACUACCUGUCUUUAAAGUUUAGGCACCAAAGUCAAGGGGCAGAUUGGGCUGUCACUCCCAAGGAACCAUUUCCUCUUCCCUGCACGCACGCACACACAUGAAAACACAAGUUAGAAAGCUAUGACAUAAAUUGUGAGCAUCCCCUCAUUCACAUUCAGAUAAUAAGAUAACAGAUGUUUUCCACACAUACUUUUUUUUAAAUCUUCGCUAUACAGUGCCCAUUGCCUUAUCCUGGAGUACGAUCCAGAGAAAAGGAGAACUGUGUUUGUGUGGCUAGAAUACAAUACAUGAAUGAGUCAGGCAUAUUCUGUCAUUGAGUCCCUCCCACCCACACUCUCAUUAGUCUUACCUCACCAAACCACUUGUUCUUACCCUUUUUCUCCUAGGUGGGGGUCGAUUUCUUGAGUUCACAGCUCCCCAACCUUAGCGAAACUGCCAUUUCAUAGUGCACUUGUACUUUUCAUUCAGCCUCACUUUUCCAGAUUCCCUCAGUGACAUUUAUGUCUGGUGUCAAAGGUACUGUAUGCAUUAAGCAUUCAGAAAAGCUCCUGUCAAAUAAUAUUGUAUGAGCAGAGGCACUGUUUCCAAAGUUACAUGGUGUAUUGUGUGCAAGCUUGAAUGCAUAAAAUGCAAAAACAAUCGGUUUAGCAUGUGAGACUGACAUUGAUUGCAGAUUAUAGGGUAUGAGUCAACCACUAAUACACAUUUUUGCACUGUAAAUGUUUUAAUUUUAUUGGUGUUAAUGUAAGAUUUAUUUAAGGUGUACAUAUAUACAGACAAUUAAUCAUAUAAUCUAGAUGUGUAAAACUACUGUAAAACACAAAGUAUCUAAUACAAUGAAUAAAGGUAACAAGGAAA